CAGUUCACCACGUAUUCUUUCAUGUACGAUCCUCGAUCCGAUUUCUUUUUUCCUAUCAUCUCCUUUUGACAACGUGACGACUACUGGGCUGGUGCAAGAAACAAGAACAUCUCCCUGUUGCAUGAAACUUCUUGAUUGAAUCAAGAAUGCUUCAUGUCAGGGGUUAUGUUCUUGAACCCUUUGGGGUCUGUUCCUGGCUUGGAAAAGUAACUUGUUGCUGUUUUCUCUUUCUCACCAUGUACGGCUUACACAACACCCCUUUUCUUUUCUUUUUGCUUAUUUUGACUCGUUUGGCUCUUUUCUUGACUCUCAUUAUACCACUUUCCGUUCUUGACACUUUUGAUGUUCAAAUGUCUCUGAUUGAGCACCCACUCGCCCUGUCGGAUAUGCUCUUUGCGUGUCUGACCCAGCGCAUUGCCUCACAGGUUGUGGAUAAUAUUCCUCCUUGUCCUUUUUUUUUAUUUUUAUUUUCAACACCUUGUAUUCUUGAUUCAUUUCCCCAAAACGAGUACCCUCAUCUGCAAUUUGUUUUCUUCUUUCUCUCUGGUCUCCUACUGUCCUAUAUGGUAGAUAGGAUUGUGGUUUAGUAACUGUUCUCAUGGCGAAUUCCACCGACUGUUUCUUCUAUUUUUCUAACACAGCAAAUUGUCACUUAUUGACCCUUUGGAUUUCUUUUCCAACCGAAUUCUGGAUAAAAGUAGAACUUGUAUUUUGGAAGCAUGUUAAAUCACCUGCUGACCUCGAACUUAUUGGGAUAAACCCUGAAAAUCCUGCAUUGAAGCAAUGACUGAGGACUUGCAAGCUGUUUGUGCGCCAAUCGCCACCUUUUUGCAGCC
Molecule: messenger RNA, 836 nt
Organism: Aspergillus wentii DTO 134E9
Lineage: Eukaryota; Fungi; Ascomycota; Eurotiomycetes; Eurotiales; Aspergillaceae
Exons: 1
Coding region: 147-587 (146 amino acids)
Source: RefSeq, a predicted model, not a curated record